This is a messenger RNA of Python bivittatus (Burmese python), 2196 nucleotides long. RefSeq names its product solute carrier family 2, facilitated glucose transporter member 5-like. Gene Ontology annotation, biological process: dehydroascorbic acid transport. Gene Ontology annotation, molecular function: D-glucose transmembrane transporter activity. The record is from RefSeq and is a predicted model, not a curated record. Gene Ontology annotation, cellular component: plasma membrane. Lineage: Eukaryota; Metazoa; Chordata; Lepidosauria; Squamata; Pythonidae.
AGUCACAGGAUGAUGCAGGGGAUCUACUCCAACCUGAGUCAUUACCAGAAAUUCUUUCAAAUGAUCCUUGUCCUAGGGAUCGGUGGGAACCUUCUCGUUGGCUACCAGAUUUCUGUGAUCAACUACCCCUCUGUGUACAUUAAGAGCUUUGUGAACGAAACCUGGUUGGAGCGCUUUGGAGUCCCUGUCAAGGAGAAGACGCUCCUCUUCCUGUGGUCAUUUGUUGUGUCAAUCUAUGGCAUAGGAGGUCUGCUGGGAUGUCUCUGCAGUGGAUACCUGACCGUGAGAUAUGGGAAAAAGAAAAGCCAGUUGAGCACAGACCUCCUGGUCAUCCUGACUGCCAUAGUCAUGGGCUGCAGUAAGAGAGCCAAGUCCUUUGAAAUGGUUCUGGUUGGACGAUUCGCUUACGGGAUAAGUGCUGGCUUCUGCCUGGCCAUCCAUUCUCAGUAUGCUGGAGAAAUUUCUCCCAAGAAAUGGAGAGGAUUUGCAAAUGCUACCUCGGGAUUCUUUUGGUCUCUGGGGAAAUGCUUGGGCCAAAUCUUAGGACUCAGGGAACUGCUGGGAACGGAUUCAUCCUGGCCUCUGCUGCUGGCCUUCCCUGGCAUGGUGGCGUUCCUCCAGCUGCUCCUCUUGCCAUUCUUCCCUGAGUCUCCUUCUUAUCUCUUAAUCCAGGAGGGAAAUGAGGAAGGCUGCUUGAAAGCAAUGCACCAACUGUGGGGCCAAGGGGAUCACCAGGAAGAGCUUGGUGAUCUGAGGAAAGAAAUGGCCCCAGGAGGGCAAAGAAGCAAAGUGCUUCAGGCAGGAGAGCUGCUCCAAGAUGCAUCACUCCGCCAGCAGCUGAGUAUCCUUGUUGUUGUCAUUGUCACCAUGCAGCUCUGCGGCAUCAAUGCAGUCUAUUUCUAUGCUUUUGAAGUGCUUCAAAAUGCAGGCUUUGAAGAGAGACUGAUCCCCUACGUCUCCCUGGGCAUCGGCUUCUCUGAGCUCUUCUCUUCUUUCCUCUGUAUAUUUACCAUUGAGAGGUAUGGACGGAGGCCCCUUCUGUGGAAAGGCUGUGAGUUGAUGGCUUUGGUGCUGUUCCUCCUCACAGGGACUCUUUCUCUGCAGAAAAACCUCCCUUGGAUGUCUCACUGCAGUGUCAUCCUGAUUUUCUUGCUUGUCAUCUUCUUUGGAGUUGGACCAAGUGGAGCUACAAUGUCUGUUAUGAUGGAAAUUUUCAACCAGUCCUCCAGGCCAGCAGCAUUCACAGUCGGAGGUUGUCUGAACUGGGCAGGCCUCUUUGUCAUUGGAAUAACCUUCCCAUUUGCUGUGGAAAGUCUGGGGCCUUUUUGCUUCCUUCUCUUUGCCAUCGUGCUCUUUGGCUCUGGAAUAUUCUUCUACUUAUUCCUUCCAGAGACGAAAGGCAAGUCUGCUGUGGAAAUCACAGAGGAAUUCAGCAGAUCAUCUUUGGGAAAGAAACUUGCUGUUGUUCUCAGGAAAAACCUCAAUGAGGAUCAUUCGGUCUACUCCAGUUUCUGAGUUGCAUCUUUCGAGGAAGAAUUCCUGGGAGGAUCUCCGUGUUUAAAACCAUGUUUGGACCACACAGAGCUGCACUGCCAGUUCUAACCUAACCCCUCUGGAUGCAGCCUUUUUGGCUCCUAGGAAGAACACAGACAGCCCUACAGAAAUGCAGCUCUUUUUAACAUAAACACAAGUGACGCAGCCAUCUUACGGGCCUCAUGAGGGCAACUCUUUCUUCAUGGCAGUGAGGUUUCUUCCCCUUCUCCCGGAGCACCCAUUAACCCCUCCCAAAAUGUCACCUUGUUGCUGCUGCUUGCUGGCUUCAUUUCUGCUUAAGCUCAAAUGCUUUCCUUGCCCCUUUUCUCAUAGUUUUUCCUUUGGCAGAAGACCAAUUCAAAUGUUCAAAUCUCAGCUCGAUACAUAAAACCCAGCUACUUAAUGUGUAUAAAAAUGGCUGCUGAAGAGUUGCUGCAUGGCGUUCUUCCCUGUCCAUCCCUUCUCUUUUUCCUUCUGCUUUAUGACUUAAAACGUUUAGCCUGUGUUCUUCCUAGGAGCCAAAAAGGCUGCAUCCAGAGGGGUUAGGUUAGAACUGGCAGUGCAGCUCUGUGUGGUCCGAAAUAAUGCACCUAAGGGUUUUACCAAUAUUUUAUUUCUGAGCAACUUGGAAUAUGUCAACAGUAGAAUAAAAAUGUAAAAAAA